GGCUGUUCCUUGGACUCAUGGCAGAACUCUUCCUGAACUGUUUCUUUUCUCCCAAUCCUACACAGGCCAAUAUUUAACCUUAAGAAGUCAGGAACUUAAACCUCCCAAGAGGGCUAGGCUGUAGUUCAUGCUUGCCUCACCAUCUGCAUGGCCGGAUCUCAGGGAAGAUAAAGUAGGAUGGUUUAGAUAGAAGCUGGUCUAAAGGAGAGAGCAGGAGUAAUGACUGCCUGAUUGAGGGAAGGUGGUGAGGUUAUCGGUGGGCUCAGUGGUCACUUGUCCUUACUAGGGGCAAACACUUGACUGAGAGAGAGUGCCUCUCCGUUCUUUUGUCCUGUAAUAUUGUAAUAUUGAGGGGGUCAUUUCCACAUCCUUUGUGGUCAUCUCGUUGCCGUGAACCUCUUUUCUGAAGAUUUGUUUUCUGUUAUAAUUAUGCUAAAGACAACAAUUCCCGUACACUUUUAAUAAUAGAAAAGGGGGUCCUGAUAGUUACAACUCCCCAGGGGUGAUAGAAAAUACUCGCCAAGAGUUAUAUUGUGAAAGAACCGUGAGCUCAGCUCCAAACAUUUGACCAACACAUGCGAUAACUUACUAUGCAGAAUUACCUCAAGAACAUGCUGAUGAGAAGAUAAAUCAGCAUCUGGGAAGGAAGCUGGCGGAGUUGAAGAUUCAGAUGGAGUCCAUCAAGAUUGAAAAAUUGACAACAGCAUGUUUUACCCACUGAAAGUCAUCCUGAUGCCAGUGUUACUGGGUUAUUCCUUGGGCCUGAAUGACUUGACUAUUUCCGCCGUGGAGCUAACAGUCCACGUGGGUGAUUCAGCCCUUCUGGGAUGUGUUUCCCAGAGCACAGGAGAGAAACAUGUGACCAAGGUAGACUGGAUGUUCUCAUCAGGAAAGCACAUCGAGGAUGAGUACGUGCUCUUCUAUUAUUCUAACAUCAGCGUGCCUGUGGGGCACUUCCAGAAUCGUGUGCGCUUGGUGGGGGACAUCUUACACCAUGACGGUUCCCUCCUGCUCCAAAAUGUGGAAGAGACCGACCAAGGAAACUUUACCUGUGAAAUCCGCUUCCAAAUGGAGAGCCUCGUGUUCAAAAAAGUGGUCGUCCUGCAUGUACUGCCAGAGGAACCCAAAGAGCUAAUGGUUCACGUGGGUGAUUCGACUCAGAUGGGAUGUGUUUUCCACAGCACAGAAGAGAAGCACAUGAGCAGGGCAGACUGGAUGUUCUCAUCAGGAGAGCCUGCCAAGGAGGAGAUUGUGUUGCGCUAUCAGCCCAAACUCAGAACACCCAUGGGGUACUCCCAGAACUGGGGCCGCUUCCUGAACCGUGUAAACUUGGUGGGAGACACUUCCCGCAAUGAUGCCUCUAUAAUGCUCCACGGAGUGAAGGAGUCUGAUGGGGGAAACUACACCUGCCGUAUCUACCUGGGGAACCUGACAUUCAGGAAAACCACUGUGCUGCAAGUGAUCCUGAAAGAGCCCCGAACGUUGGUGACCCCGGUAGCCCUCAGACCAGAGAUCCUGGGUGGUAACCAGCUGGUGAUCAUCGUGGGGAUUGUCUGCGCCACCAUCCUGCUGCUUCCGGUUCUGAUACUGAUUGUGAAGAUGGCCUACAGAAAUAAGAGUUCAGUCACUUCCACCACCCUGGUCAAAAGCCUGGAGAACACAGAGAAGGCUUGUGCAGAGAAACAUAUUUAUUCCUCGAUAGCCACACAAGAGGUGAACGAUGAGGAAGAAUCAAGUGGAAAAUCAGAGGCCACCUACAUGACCAUGAACCCAGUUUGGCCUUCUCUGAGGUCAGCACCAACUAGCCCACCAGACCAAAGGUCAACUUGGGGAAUGGCAAAAACAGAGCAAGCCUUCUGAGAAGAAGGGGUGGUCCUUUUAGCCUUGGCUGCGGCAGAGACUCUCUUUGUUGUGUGUCCUGAGUACAUCCAUGUAGCGGUUGUUUCAGACCCUCUGCCCUCUCAGUCCUCUUCCUGCCUCCCUGCUUGGGCAGAGGGCUGACAAUGGAGGGCUCGAAGGCCAGCAAAGAGACUGGACAGCCCUGGAGGAAGACAGGCUGAUAAGGGGGAGCAUGGACUUGGUCCCCCUGGAGUGAGACUCUGGCCCUGGGGACCCUGGUCAGCUGCCGCGGUGGCCUCGAGCAUCCCUUCAGGUCAGACCCUCUGCUUGGACGGUGCUCUCUGUGGAAGGUUCCAGAGAAGAAUCAGAGAUAAAAACCACCCCAAAUGAUUAUUCCUUUGGCCAAUGAUCCCUAAAUAAAUGCAGUCUGUGGCAAUCA
Messenger RNA from Bubalus bubalis (water buffalo), 2278 nucleotides. It is a transcript of the gene JAML, whose product is annotated as junction adhesion molecule like. Lineage: Eukaryota; Metazoa; Chordata; Mammalia; Artiodactyla; Bovidae. Gene Ontology annotation, cellular component: membrane. Gene Ontology annotation, molecular function: cell adhesion molecule binding. The transcript is spliced from 10 exons. The coding region runs from base 706 to 1860 and encodes 384 amino acids. Gene Ontology annotation, biological process: neutrophil extravasation; neutrophil chemotaxis; monocyte extravasation. The record is from RefSeq and is a predicted model, not a curated record.